GUUAGGGUUACUCUGUGCAUCAUCCCUGGGCACCUGUGGGUGCUUCAUGUGUCUGUGCCAGUAGAUGGCUCUGGUUUGAAGGGUGAGUGUCUUGAUAUUGAGAGUAGGACUGAGUGUAUCAGAAUAUUGAUGGUUUGUGACCAUGUUGAGGGCUGUAACUAUCUGUUGAGGAAAUGGGGUGCAACAACUCUCUCUGUGUGCCAGGGUGUUUUGGGGUAUAACUGGUGUUUUUGGGUGUCUGCCCGGAGUGUGGCCAUAUGACUGCAUGACUGUGCAAGUGGAUGACUGAAAGUGUGUGUCUGGAUGUUCCUGUUCCUAGGGUAGGGGGGUGAUCAGCUAGAUCUAGGGGCAUCCAGGGGUGCCAUUCCUUGUGUCUUGGGUGUGUGGAGUGUGCCUGUGGAACUUGGAUUGUUGGGAGGUGUCUCUAGGUGAUUUGGAUAUGGCUGGGGGACUGUCUCAGCAAUAAGGAUCUCAGGGGGCUGUAUUUCAGGGUAUUGAGAGACAUGGCCCAUGUUAGAGUCAGUAACUUUGGGCACAUCUCUGUGCUGGUGGUGUGACUGUCUCAGUGAGUUCAGGGGUUUGACAACGGCUGACCCCACGUCAUAGCUGGCUGGGGACAGGCUGUGAUGGUGGUUGGUAUCAGGGUAUUAGGGGAUAUGAUCGUGAGACUGUGUGUGUGUGUGUGUGUGUGUGUGUGUCCCUACUCAGGGCAAGAGGGGAAGCUGCCUCUGUGUGUGGCUGUCUUUGUAGCUUGGGAUGUGUGUUGCUCACCACAUCCUAAAGCACAAUCUAGGAGAGUCCCCUGAUCGCCCAGCCUCCUGCUCCCCCCUCCAGGGGUAUGACUGUGCUGCCCUGGUCUGGGCUUUAAGCCCCUGUGUAAAUAGUGGGCGGAUCUCCUGGCCUGACUGGUCCUGACCCAAGCUGGUCCACCACCCAAGGCACUGCCCACCACUGCCCACCCAACAUCCAUGAAGGCUCUAGCAGGGCAAGGGGAUGCCGCUGCCCCCACAAGGGCUAGACCCCUAACUUCACAGCCCCAGGGGGGCAGCGGCACCCCCUGUAGCCACCCCAGCCCUCCCUGAGUGACGCUCACAUUUUCCAGUGUUUAGAUUUUAUCCGCUUUAUUAAUGAGGCAGGCAAGAGGCCCAUGCCUAGGGGGAAGGGGGGUGCUCCUGCCCCCAUCAGGGGGAGGGGGUCAGGACAACUCCCUGGGAGCUCCCCUUCCUCACAGGGGUAGCUGGGACCAAGAGUAGCCCCCACCUAUUUCCAGGAGCCUAGAGAGGUGGUCUCUGUCACCCCAGGCCCCCUGUGGGCUGGCGCUAAGUGGAGCGGCCCCUGGAGGCCUGAGCAGGCAGCAGGAGGCCGCAGGGAGCUGGGGAGCCGCCCCUGGAGGGAGGGAGGGAGGGAGGGAGGGAGGGAGCGAGCGGCCUGCCAGAGAGCUGGAGCACAGUAGGCGAGGGUGCGGAGGACAGCAGGAGCCAAGACACAGGCGAUGGGGUCCCAGGGUCUCAUGCACCACCCGGUAAGGCUGGGGCUCGAGGAUAUCGGGUAGGGCUGGUGGGCGCCGAAGGAUGGGGCCGUGGCUCCCUCUUGCCUGUGUUCCUUGACUCCCAGCCCCAUCUGUCUGUUCCUGUUGCUCUUACCAUCGGUCCAUCCUCCCUAUCUGACCCAGCGGGUAGUUUUGCCCUCUCUGCCCUCACCGCCAGGGUAUCAAGAGAUGUGCGGUCCUGGGUCAGCCUGGAGGCCUCCGGGGCAGGAGUUCUGGAACUGUGGUGCAUACAGGGUGAGGUAGCGGUGGUCAGGGGUAGGGCCUGGGUGAGACAGCGGUGGAGCUCAGAGAUGGGAUUGUGGGGGACAGGGAUGUGGCUGUGGGGAUAGAGAUGCAACCAUGGGGACAAAUGGCCAUGAGAGCAGAAAUGGGACCACGGGUACAGUAUAAUAGGGGAGAAAAUGGGUCCACCCAUAGAGGUGGGGCUGUAGGCAUCAAGGAUGGGACUGGAGUUAGAGGUAACAUAAUGACUAUCAGAGAUGGGGCAUUGGGGUCAGAUGGGGGCCUGGGGUCAGAAAUGGGUCAGUGAGUAUCAGAUGGGGUCAGCGACCAGGAAUCUGCUGUGGUGUAAACAGGAGGUGGGUCCAUGAAGCCUAGAGAUUACAAGACACAAGGGCUGCAGCCAGGGGAGCCACAGUGGGCAGAAAAGGACGCAGUGAGAACAAAGUGAGUUUGGGAGCAAGAGCUGGUCUGGGAUGGUGAGAGGCAGAGGAGGAGGAAGAGUCAGGAACUGGGUAGCCAGGGUCCCUGGAGUUGCCGUGGGGUAACAUGGGCCCCAGUCAUCUGAGAUGGGACACCGGCUGGUCUCAGCCAGACAGUGGGCACUGGCCCUGGGUCAGGUUCAUCUUGCCCUCCUCUUCUCCCCAGCCCUACCCCUGGCACCUGACAUGAGCCCUUGCGGGCCCCUCAACCUGAGCCUGGUGGGCGAGGCGACCACGUGUGCGGCGCCUGGGGCCGCCAACGCGUCGGCUGGGCCGCAGUCGGGGCUCUCAGGCGCGUCGCCGGCGCUGCCCAUCUUCUCCAUGACGCUGGGCGCCUUGUCCAACGUGCUGGCGCUGGGGCUGCUGGCUCAAGCCUCCGGCCGCCUCCGGCGCCGCCGCUCGGCCGCCACCUUCCUGCUGUUCGUCGCCAGCCUGCUGGCCACCGACCUGGCCGGCCAUGUGAUCCCAGGUGCGCUGGUGCUGCGCCUGUAUGCAGCCGGGCGCUCGCCGGCCGGAGGAGCCUGCCACUUCCUGGGCGGCUGCAUGGUCUUCUUCGGCCUGUGCCCGCUGCUGCUGGGCUGCGGCAUGGCCGUGGAGCGCUGCGUAGGGGUCACGCGGCCCCUGAUGCACGCGGCCCGUGUCUCGGCGGGCCGCGCGCGCCUUGCUUUGGCCGCGCUAGCUGCCGUGGCCUUGGCUGUGGCGCUGCUGCCGCUGGCGCGCGUGGGCCGUUACGAGCUGCAGUACCCUGGCACGUGGUGCUUCAUUGGCCUGGGCCCGGCGGGGGGCUGGCGCCAGGCCCUGCUCGCCGGCCUCUUCGCGGGCCUCGGCCUGGCCGCGCUGCUCGCCGCGCUCGUGUGCAACACGCUCAGCGGCCUGGCCCUGCUGCGCGCCCGCUGGCGCCGCCGCUCUCAACGGCGCCCCCCGACCUCCGGUCCGGACAGCCGCCGGCGCUGGGGGGAGUCCGGACUCCGCUUGACCUCCGCCUCGUCCGUCUCGUCUGUCGCUUCGGCCUCCGCCGCCUUCCGCGGCUCUACAGGCCGUGGGUCAGCACGCAGAGCCCGCGCUCACGACGUGGAGAUGGUGGGCCAGCUAGUGGGCAUCAUGGUGGUGUCGUGCAUAUGCUGGAGCCCGCUGCUGGUGUUGGUGGUACUGGCCAUCGGGGGCUGGAGCUCCAGCUCCCUGCAGCGGCCGCUCUUUUUGGCCGUGCGCCUCGCCUCGUGGAACCAGAUCCUGGACCCCUGGGUGUACAUCCUUCUACGCCAGGCCGUGCUGCGCCAACUGCUUCGCCUCCUGCCCCGGAGGGCCUGUGCCAAGGGCAGCCCCGCUGGGCCGGGCCUAACCAGGAGCACCUGGGAGGUCAGCUCGCUGCGCAGCUCUCGGCACAGUGGCCUCAGCCACUUAUAGGCGUGCUCGGAAGCCCAGCAACUAAGCCAGACCAACCCGGGCUGGGCCCAGGUCCGCAGCGCGGAGCCUUCGGGGAAUAAAGCCAUAUUGCG
Messenger RNA from Hipposideros armiger (great roundleaf bat), 3746 nucleotides. RefSeq names its product prostaglandin E receptor 1 (gene PTGER1). The record is from RefSeq and is a predicted model, not a curated record. Lineage: Eukaryota; Metazoa; Chordata; Mammalia; Chiroptera; Hipposideridae. The transcript has 2 exons. Gene Ontology annotation, biological process: positive regulation of cytosolic calcium ion concentration; inflammatory response; adenylate cyclase-activating G protein-coupled receptor signaling pathway. Gene Ontology annotation, molecular function: prostaglandin E receptor activity. Gene Ontology annotation, cellular component: plasma membrane. The coding region runs from base 2338 to 3654 and encodes 438 amino acids.